AGCUGUGGGAUAACAGAAAGGGAGAAAACAAACACGAGAGAGAGAGAAACGUACUGUAGAGCUCCUGGAACACAAAAGGAGGGAGGGGGAUUGUUUCGCCGUCUCUCUUCUCUCCCUCCAGCUUUAAAAAGUGAAACCGCUCUUUGAAGUGGGGAGKUGGGGGGCAGGGGGGGACAGAACUGUACCUUCACCAUCCUGUCUGGACUGUCAGGAGUAUAUAAUGCACGGACCCGGACCUGAAUCCCAGACGCAACGCGGAGCUGCAAACGGACAACCAGCCGAGGACCCGACGCCACGACAACCAUGAACGACGUCAAGCUGGCCCUGCUGGGAAGCCAGGGGGCCGGCAAGUCAGCUGUCCUUGUGCGAUUCUUGACCAGACGCUUUAUUGGUGAAUACGCCUCGAAUGCAAACUCUUUGUACCAUAAGAGGCUGUCGAUUGAUGGCAGGCAGCUGAACCUCGAAGUGUUUGACCCCUGCUCUCAGCAGAGCUCCGAGGCCCGGUGCAUCCUGGAGGAGCCAGUGGACUGGGCCGACGGCUUCGUGGUGGUGUACAACAUCAGUGACCGCUCUUCCUUCAUCAACGCCAAAAGCAUCCUGCGGCAGAUCCGGGAGGCUCGCACCGACAGCUGCAAAGGGGACUCGGACGUUCCUGUGUGCCUGGUGGGUAACAAGCAGGACCUGUGCCACGUCCGGCAGGUGCGAGAGGACGAAGGCCGCAGCCUGGCGCAGGAAACCCGCUGCCACUUCCAGGAGGUGUCGGCGGCGGAGAGCUACCAGGACAUCGCUGGCCUCUUCACCCGGCUCAUCCGGCAGGUGAUGGAGCACCUGAAGUACCGCGCCGACCGCCGGCGCUACAGCGGCUCCAAGUCCAUGGCCAAACUCAUCAACAACGUGUUUGGCAAGAGGAGGAAAUCAGUGUGACGGUCCCAGCUGCAGGAUGACCUGAAAACAAAGUCAAGCUGGGUGAACUGGGAGGUUGCUUCUUUUUUUUUCCUUCUUCUUUUCCAACAAAGUCAUAGUCGAGGCAAGCAGCAAAGCUUCGUAUUUGUUCAGUACCGUUGAAACGUACUCUUGAACAUUUCCUCUUAUCACGACUUUAAUCUACACAAAGUGGUGUGUAACUGUAAAAUGAAGCUUGGUUUAUGAGUAGUUUUUGCAAAUGAAAUAUCCUCUUUGGCCAAACUUAGGUCUAGUCAAAGAUUUUAAAUUGGAUUUAGCUUUGGACAUUGACUAGGAACACCUGAAUAUGCUUUGACCUAAAGUAAAACAGCAGCUGCGUUUCCAGUACAAUUGUUGACAUUUCUGUUUUUUUUUUUUUUGCUAAUGUUGAAAAAACUAUUUCGCAAUUGCAUUUUUUUCCGUUACAUAAAAAAAACGCAAUUAAAAUCACAUGUGAAUAAUUAUGUUCACGAGAUAAGUCAAUUAAAACACAUGCCACGUCAUCAUUCUGCUACUACUUCCUGUUGUCGUCUUCCUCUUUCCUGCAGUGGUAAAAUUCGGUUGUUGAUCACAUUUUGAUACAACCAAAAAACCUCGCCUCAUCCUAGCGCAAAAACAUGUUAUUAAGGUUUUGUCCCGUUUCUGUUAAGCAGAUUCAUGUUCGUAAUUUCAUUUUGCACAAAUUUAUGGUCACUAGUGUUGCACAAUGUAGAUGAUGUGUUAGUUCUCAGACACACAUUGAAGCCAAAAAGUUAAACUUUAGUCUCGUCUGACCAGAGCGUCUUUGAACAUUUCCUUUCUCCUUGGCCCUUUUGUUUUACGGCCUACAUUUACAGAGCGUGUAAUCCCUGUAUCUCCUCCAGAGUUAGAAUAAUUGAACCUGGGGAAAGAUUAAAUUACAAACAGAAGAGCUCUGUGCACCACUUAGGUGACUCCUGAUGGCAGUUGAUUGUGUGGACUUUAUUAAGGGGUAUUAUUGUAGAUGAGGAUGUGUCUAAAACACACGUUUGUUUUUGUGAACAAAUUUGAAUUAUCUUGCAUACUUUUUCUCACUUCUCAUUCAUUAAUUUUUUCUGUUGGCCAAUCACAAACGCAGUUGCUUGUUCAAAAGCACUUUAUAAUAAGCAACACGAAUGGUUGACAGCAAGCAGUGGUAGGCACCGCUAACUAAAACGCUAUUUGCGCUAAUCAAAAAGUGCUAAUCAUAAACAUUAGCUCUGCCAGUACUGAAGUUCUAUACCAACAUGGAAUUUAGCAGAAGCUAAUAUAAAAUGCAAAAUUCAAACAUAUUGGUACCUACCAUGCGUCAAUGACAAAGUAUGUGUUACAACAAAUAAUAUAAAAUUUGACCAUUUGAAGAAUUCUCAACUUCAACAGAGGCAUCAGACUUUAUUCAACUGAAAGUUUACGAAACAGUAAGUGCUUCAGAGUUUAUGUGAAAAAAAAAAUGUAUUUAGCUAAGCUAACGACGCAAAAUGUUUAAAGCCCUAAUAAAACAAUUAGCUCUGCAAUCAGCAUGCUAGCAGACUAUCAGUAGUGCGCCCACUACUGUCUGUCUAUACACUACUAAUGUAUAGACAUUUAGUGACAAAACUUUGGCAUUUCUAUAGAUCUGCUUCAAAUUUCAGCAACUUAUGUAGGCCCCCUAGCAAGUUGCCUUAAGUAAAAAAAAAA
Molecule: messenger RNA, 2616 nt
Organism: Poecilia reticulata (guppy)
Lineage: Eukaryota; Metazoa; Chordata; Actinopteri; Cyprinodontiformes; Poeciliidae
Gene: rerglb
Product: RERG/RAS-like b
Molecular function (GO): GTPase activity; GTP binding
Source: RefSeq, a predicted model, not a curated record